UUGAAACAAGAACAAAACAGAAAAUGCCAACCUGAAUUUGCCCCUCAGCUUUGUGAACUCAUCUGCUUAGGGUUUUCCAAAAUCUCAUAAAUUUUCGCGAGUAAUCCUCCAGGAAUUUCCGCGUUUCCCAACUGUUUCGGAUAAAUUCGUCGAUUUGAAAAAGCUUUUGUUCGCUAAUUUCUGUUUUACCUCAACAUAUUUUUGCUCCUUGGAAUUGCCGCUGUAAAUCUCGAAAUCCAGUCUCACAUUUGUGAGGAAGUGAUGGAAUCUGUGAGUCCGCUUCAAGAUUGGAACUUUGAUUGAGUUCUGUUCCGGUGAAAACCAUCGUCGGUGAAAUUUGUAAGUAUAGAAUAUGCCGGGGAGUAAAUCUAAAGCAGAGAAAGGCGAUGCGGAGAAACAGCUGAGAAGAGACCCCUACGAGGUUUUGGGCGUCAGUAAAAAUUCUACUGAUAAUGAAAUCAAGAGCGCCUAUAGAAAACUGGCUCUCAAAAUGUGGUAUCCGACAGCUUACUCAUCUCGAUACGAUUGGGAUAACUUUAGAUGGCCAUUAUUCAUAUGCUUGAGGUACCAUCCGGAUAAAAAUGCAAAUGAUGCCAAAGCUGCAGAUAUGUUCAAAGAGGUCACAUUCUCGUACAACAUAUUGUCUGAUCCAGAUAGAAGGCGGAAAUAUGACACGGCUGGUUUUGAGGCUGUUGAGUCGGAAAAUCAGGAAUUGGAACUGGAUCUUUCAAGCUUAGGAACUUUCAAUACCAUGUUUGCUGCAAUAUUUAGUAAGCUUGGUGUUCCGAUCAAAACCACUGUCGCAGCCAGUGUGUUGGAGGAGGCAUUGAAUGGUGAGGUAACGAUUCGUCCCCUUGAGCUUGGGCAACCUGUAUGUAAAAAGGUUGAAAAGCAAGGUGCACACUUUUAUUCUGUUAACAUAACAGAAAAUGAAGCACAGGCUGGACUUGUUUGCAGAGUUUUUUCGUCGGACAAGAGCAAGUUUAAGCUACUGUACUUUGACAGGGAAAAUAAUGGCGGGCUAAACCUUGCACUACAGGAGGAUAGCGCCAAAACUGGGAAGGUUACAUCUGCCGGAAUGUAUUUUUUCGGAUUCCCUGUGUACAGGAUGGAUCCUGCCCACAGUUCUAUGGCUGCUGUAAAAGAUCCAGAUGCUGCUUUCUUCAAAAAGCUCGAUGCAUUCCAGCCUUGUGAAAUAACUGAACUGAAAGCUGGCACCCACUAUUUCGCUGUCUAUGGUGACAAUUUUUUCAAAAGCGUAAGUUACACGAUCGAAAUUCUUUGCGCCGAACCCUUCCCUGAAGGGAAAGAAAGUCUCCGAACAGUCGAAGCUCAAAUCUUGUCAAAAAGAGUCGAACUUUCAAAAUUCGAAACUGAAUACAAAGAGGUUUUAGCUCAGUUCACGGAGAUGACGAACAGAUACGCACAAGAAAUGCACGCGAUCGACGAGCUUCUUAAACAGAGGAAUGAAAUACACGCGGCCUACACAACCGCGCCGCAGAUAAAACGCAGCGGCAGCAGCCGGAGCAAGAACAAGGCGGCGUUUAAGGAAGACGAGGAGGGUUCGGCGAAGGAGAAGAAAGCGUCGAAGGAGAGGGAAAGGUCGAAGAAGAAACGAUGGUACAAUCUUCACUUAAAGGUCGAUAAACGGAAGACGUGCGGCGGCGGUGCCGGGGACUGAGGUUAAGCCUCUCUCCCCGUUCCGUUGCGUUGAUCUUAGAACACAUUAUUGUGUAAAUUGAAAGUCUCAAAUUCAUUCAAAGUUUCUUCUCAUCAAAUUCACUGUGGUGAUUGAAAAUGUUUACCCUUAGAAAAUUUUCUGUCUUGAAUGAAUUGUGAACAGUACAAAGGUACAAUUCGUUUGUUUCACUUACCCCUCUGUUAAUAUGAUCACGUUUUUACCAA
Andrographis paniculata is the source of this 1905-nucleotide messenger RNA. RefSeq names its product chaperone protein dnaJ 16-like. Bases 353 to 1681 code for a protein of 442 amino acids. The transcript is spliced from 12 exons. The record is from RefSeq and is a predicted model, not a curated record. NCBI's taxonomy places the organism in Eukaryota, Viridiplantae, Streptophyta, Magnoliopsida, Lamiales, Acanthaceae.